AUGGGCAAGAUGGACAACACCUCUGUGGAGCUGAGCUCUCCCUCUGAGGUGAAGCAGGCAGCCCUGGAGGAGCCAGAGCCCAUCAGCCCUGAGGUUGUGAGCACCAAGAAGAAGAAGAAGGAGAUCCCAGACAGAGGUUCCUGGAAGGGAAAAUUUGACUUCUUGCUGUCCUGUGUGGGCUAUGCUAUUGGUCUGGGCAACGUCUGGCGCUUCCCUUAUCUCUGUGGCAAAAAUGGAGGAGGGGCCUUCCUCAUCCCCUAUUUCCUGACGCUAGUGUUUGCUGGGAUUCCUCUCUUCCUGCUGGAAACUGCUCUGGGCCAGUAUACCUCUGUUGGUGGACUAGGAGUCUGGAGAUUAGCACCCAUGUUCAAAGGCGUUGGACUGGCAGCUAUGGUUCUGUCCUUCUGGCUGAACAUCUACUACAUUGUCAUCAUUGCCUGGGCUCUCUACUAUCUCUUCAACUCCUUCACUGCGGACCUGCCGUGGCAGACCUGUGGGAACGCCUGGAACACAGACCGCUGCUUCUCCAACUACUCCCUGAACGACACCACCAACUUCACCAGCGCUGUCACCGAGUUCUGGGAGAGGAAUAUGCAUCAGAUGUCCGGAGGCCUGGGGGAGCCUGGCAGCGUCCGCUGGCCCCUGGCUGGCACGCUGGCCCUGGCCUGGCUGCUGGUCUACUUCUCCAUCUGGAAGGGUGUGGAGUGGACAGGCAAGGUGGUGUAUUUCUCAGCCACCUACCCCUACUUCAUGCUUUUCAUCCUAUUGUUCCGGGGAGUCACACUGCCAGGAGCCAAGGAGGGGAUCCUUUUCUACCUCACACCUGACUUCAGGAAGCUCUCUGACUCUGAGGUCUGGAUGGACGCAGCCACGCAGAUCUUCUUCUCCUACGGCCUGGGGCUGGGCUCCCUCAUUGCUCUGGGCAGCUACAACACUUUCCACAACAAUGUCUACAGAGACUCCAUUAUUGUCUGUUGUAUAAACUCCACCACAAGCAUAUUUGCAGGAUUUGUUAUUUUCUCUAUCAUUGGCUUCAUGUCACACAUCACAAAGAAGUCGGUGUCAGAGCUGGCCUCCUCAGGGCCUGGACUGGCUUUCCUCGCCUACCCGCAGGUUGUCACACAGUUGCCCUUGUCCCCACUCUGGUCAAUCCUCUUCUUCUCCAUGCUGAUGAUGCUGGGUCUGGACAGUCAGUUCUGCACUGUGGAAGGGUUCAUUACAGCCCUGAUGGAUGAGUAUCCUCAAGUCCUAAGAGCCAGGAAGAAGAUCUUCAUCGCAGUAGUCUGCUUCAUCUCUUAUCUCAUUGGAUUCUCCAACAUCACCCAGGUACAGAUGGGUGGCAUUUAUGUCUUCAAGCUGUUUGAUUACUACUCAGCCAGUGGCAUGUGUCUUCUUUUUCUUGUCUUCUUUGAGACCAUCUCAAUUUCUUGGUGUUAUGGUGUGAACAGGUUUUACAGGAACAUUGAAGAAAUGAUUGGCUACAAGCCUUGCAUUUGGUGGAAGAUCUGCUGGGCCUUCUUCACACCUCUUGUCUGCCUGGGUGUGUUCUUCUUUAGUGUGGUGGAAAUGACCCCUCUGACACUGGGAAAAUACGUCUAUCCUGUGUGGGGACAAGGCAUCGGUUGGCUCAUGGCCCUGUCCUCCAUGUUUCUGAUUCCAGGGUACAUGCUCUACUCUUUCUUCACCUCAACAGGAACUCUCCGGCAGCGUUUGCAGCAGAUGACGCAGCCCAGGCCAGAGGUGCACGCUCAGGACAAUGGUCUCCAGCCGAAGACGUCCUUGAAUGGGAGGAUCUCAGAUGAUGCCGUGUAGGAGGAAAGACCAAAUUCCUCGCUCUGCCCUGUAGUUGCUCACUCCACAUUGUCCCUCGAGCUCCUCUGGCACAGCUUGCUGUCCCUGGCUCUGCAGUGGCUUUCGUUUGUCCAAGAGAGGACCUGGUGGAGGAACCUGUUCGUGGCUCUUCCUCCUGGCAUAGCUGACCAAGGCCCUGAACAAGCUGCCACCAGGGCAUUGUGUGGUGAUCACCUUCAUCCUUCAACAUCCUGGUCCAGGCUCUCAGGGGGGAGCAGCUGGUACCCACAUCUUCCUCCUCCUGAAGAGAAGUGGUGUCUCUAGAGAGCUUAGACUGAUUGUUAUCCAUUUCUCUGUUUUUCUUGCCUUUCCAUGUGAAACUCCACAGAGCAUCCCCCAGCACACAGCUGUGUUUCACCCCAGAGAUUGCUAUCACUAGGUUCAAAUCCCAGAUGACUGUUGAUUGAUGGAGCAUAAACCACCAGCAAAUACAUAACUGGAGGGGAUAUGCAGAACAAAGGGUUCUAGUACAGAACAAGGGAUUCUAGGGAGAAGUCCUGCCUGUUGGUAGCUGUAGGACAUCACCCAACACCUGGAGAAGGGCUUGGGCACAGUGUGUGCUGCUCACAGUGCCAUGUUUCAUCUCUGCACGGUCUCCAGGCAUGUUUGCUGCAUCCAUUGGGGCUGGCACUGUGAGCCAGAGCCCAGUGGAGCAGUCAACCUUUCUUUCCUGGAGCAUCCUACCCUCUGUAGCAGUGUGCAGUAACCACGGCCUGACCCUAAAAAGCAGCUAAAAGGGUAAAUGGAGGGCUCUUUGCUACAGACUGUUCAAGUCUCCCACACUGACAACAACAAGCUUUGUGCAGAGGCAAGGCUGUGUGAUAAAGAGAUUUUCCAGCACUGUGAAAAUCUCCACCCAAGAUAAAACAUGGUAGUUCCUGCCAAGCACCCUCCCUGGUUGUGUCCCUGCAUGGGAAACAAUCAGAUGGAUCAUGAUGGCCAUGGGUGGUUCAGUUUAUACUUUUUUAGGAACUGGCCACUCCUAAAUCCCAGCUGGUGGAAGGCAAGAAUUCCUGAGGCAGUUGGCAGGAUGUAGCCACCGUGCUUAAACCCACCCCUGUGAAACUGCUGACUUCCCUUGGGAUGUGUCUGUUCAGACAGAUUGGUCACUGGCACAUCCCAGCUCCCAACACAUAAACCACAGAGGGCUGUGAGCUCUUGUAGAUGGUGCUGGAGGAGUGUAACACCUUGGAAAAGGCUAAGAAAUGUUUCAAAUCCAUCCUUAAACAGCAGCAUAUUUCUUGGUAGGAAAGCUUUGUGGAAGGAGGUGGCUGAUCAUAGUGCCAUGUGUAGGUGUGAUAGUGAUGCUCCCAGUUGUGCCAGCCUCCCAGUGACCCCACACAGAGAUAUCCUUGUACACAGAGUGUUUGAUGAGCACACCUACUGUGACUUAGUGCUGAUUAGGCUCUCCCUUCCCCUGGCACAGCAUUGCCAGGUCUGCUGACACUCCCAGCUCUAGAUCAGAAUCAACAAACUCAUAAAUGAGCAUUCAAGAAAAAAUACAUCCCACCCAUCUUUCCUACCAAAGAGUCUGGUCUCAGAAGUGACACACUGCAGUCCCCAGGCAUCCUACUGCAGGUGACAGGUGAGUGAUGAGCCUUAGCACAAUUCUCUUGCUCUCCAAUAGUAGUUUCUGCAGGUUGGCCCUGUGCUGCUUGUCCCUGUGACUCACCAGAGCGUGGGGCCAACCCACUCUUCUGCCAGUCUUCCAGCCUAUGGAUCAUUUAGAGAAGGAAGAAAGUUUUCUGGUGAAAGCUAAAGUCAGACCCCUUUGGGAGUGGGUCGCCUGCCAACUCAUCGGUGCAUCUUCAAUUACUAUUGCUUCAGAUGUGUAACCAAUCUAUAUUUGUAUGUGUGAUUCUCAACAGUCAUGGCUGCUGGGCAUUACGUGCAUGUUUUGUGGUCUCCAACACCCUGAGCUUAGAUCACACCCUGUUCCACUGUAAUUGUUAUGGUGUUUGUGUCAAAAAAUUUGCAGCUGUUAAAUAGACAUGAGGAAAUGCUGAGUUUAUAGGCUUAGUCUUGUAAACCCAAAAGCCAAACACUGAAAGCUGCAAUCAUAGCUCAUCACUAUUAAUUGCAGACAGUUACAGACA
Molecule: messenger RNA, 3947 nt
Organism: Taeniopygia guttata (zebra finch)
Lineage: Eukaryota; Metazoa; Chordata; Aves; Passeriformes; Estrildidae
Source: RefSeq, a predicted model, not a curated record